This is a messenger RNA of Gambusia affinis (western mosquitofish), 2685 nucleotides long. Its product is annotated as cerebellar degeneration-related protein 2-like. The transcript is spliced from 6 exons. Bases 113 to 1402 code for a protein of 429 amino acids. The record is from RefSeq and is a predicted model, not a curated record. Lineage: Eukaryota; Metazoa; Chordata; Actinopteri; Cyprinodontiformes; Poeciliidae.
CCGGCCGCUGCAGGCGGGGAGAAGUGUCUCGGAACCGGCCUCUCCGCUGCUUUUAGCAAUGUUCAGAAACAGAAAUAUAAAUUGGAUUUUCUGACGGGUUUUUAGCGGGAAGAUGCUGGCAGACAUGAUUGUCGAAGAGGAAUUUGAGAUCAAGGAGGAGGAACCGUGGUACGACAAGCAGGACCUUGAACAUGACCUGCAGCUGGCGGCCGAGCUGGGGAAGUCUCUCCUGGAGAGGAACCGGGAGCUGGAGCAGGGCCUGCAGCAGAUGUACUCCACCAACCAGGAGCAGCUGCAGGAGAUCGAGUACCUGACGAAACAGGUCGACCUCCUCCGGCAGGUCAACGACCAGCACGCUAAAGUUUACGAGCAGCUUGACGUUUCUGCCAGAGAGCUGGAGCAGAGCAACCAGAAACUGGUUCUGGACAACCGGACGGCCCAGUUGAAGAUCCACGGGCUGAUGGAGACGGUGGAGCUGCUGCAGACGCAGGUGGAAGAGCUGCAGCAUCAGGUGGAGGAGCUGAAGCUAACUUCGCGUCAGUCUCCAUGCGGAGAAAGAUGGCUGCCUCGCAGCACCCAGAGCGUGUGCUGCCUGCAAGAGCUGCAAAACUCACACAGGUCUGAAGUUGAUCCUGGUGAAGUUUUGGAUGACCUCGAAGUGUCAGUGGCGUCAUGGCGUGAGGAGGCGCAGGCGACACUGCAGCAGUCCCUGCGCGCCCUCCAGACUCAGUUUGCCACUGAACGGGUGCGACGUGAGGAGGCGGAGACGGAGGCGGAGCUGCUCGCCAGAGAAAACGCAGCUCUGGAGCAACAGCUGGCAAGGAUGGAGGGAUGUCAGGCCAGAGUGUCUGACCUGGAACAGGAGGCCGAGGAGCUUCGUCAACUCUGGAAAUCACAAUCUUCACGGUCACCCAGGUCAGAGGUCAUUCAUGGCCUGCUGUUACUCAACCCAGAGGAGGAGAACGAAGGAGUGCCGGCUGCGGUCAAAGGUCCAGCCGUCUUGAAGCGCUGGGCCAGCGAGCGUCAGAUGAAGGCCACUCAGGCGCCCGACUCUCCCAGCAGGAUCUACGACCAUGAGUGCUCCUGCGUGCGUCGACCCGAGGUGGUGAAGUAUCGCGGUAUCUCGCUGCUCAACGAGGUCGAUGCCCAGUACAGUGCCUUGCAGGUGAAGUACGACGAGCUGCUGCGACGUUGCGGGCAUCAGGAGGAGCUGCAGGAGUCAGAGCUCAGCGAAUCUUCUCCUGCUCCAGCGGAGGCGGACGACAGCGAGGAUGACUUUCACCAACCGGAGUACAAGGAGCUUUUUAGGGAAAUAUUUUCCCGCAUUCAGAAAACCAAAGAAGACCUGAUUGAACACAGAGGAGGGGCCUCAGUUGAUGAAGCGCUACCAACUUCGAAUUAGUUUCCUCUGCAAAAAGUUUCCAUAUUGUCUUCCCAGCACAGGAAACGGUCUUGGUAAUGACUUUUAUUUCCAACCAAAGCAGGUUUAGAGAUAAAGAUAAUUGAGAAAGAAUAGGACUCAAUAAAACCAGCUCGUUUAAAAAAAGUGGCUCCUUUUGCACAGAAACACCAGUGCCUAAACAUCCGUCUCCACUGUACUCUGCCUCACAUGUGGGAACCGUUAUGGGAAACAAUCCUUAUCCCUAAAAGUGAGAUCCAACAGUCAAGCUUUUCCUGACUCAAACCUGCUGAUUCUGACUUUUUUUCACAUAUAAAAGAGAAAAAAUGUGCUGGAAGUUCUUUGAUAGAUGUAGUAGGUUUUAAAGUAAAUGAAGAAAUUACAAUAUUAGCCUAACUUAUGCCUCAAAGCAUAAGUUUUAAAUAUUUAUUACUUUGAUUAAGCACCAAAAAAUGCAUCAAAAUGCAUGCAGUUGGUUGAUGUCUUCAUUAACUAAAAGAGUGGGCAUUCUUAAUCUUUAAUGCAUUAAAUGAAUAGGAAAAAAUAUGAUUUUUUUCUUGCAUCAUAUCAGAGGUGACAGUAACCUGUAAGUUAAAGUCUAGAAAUUAUCUUGGAAGUUUUUGAAAAGUAACCUCUAAGUUUUGGUGAGCAAGUCUUGUGAAGUAAUUUAAACUUUAUUUCAUACCAAGUUUUAUGAACUGAAAAAAAGAAAAAUCAAGAAAUUCUGAAAAGUUUGAAAUUUUAGAAUGUAAAAUUUGCAGAAAUCCCAAAGGUUUCUGCCUAGGUCAUUGAAAAUAUCAGAAGAGCUGCAGCAGAUCUACUUUUAAAAAGUUGCUCGCAAAAGUAUUCAUCCUAAGUUCUUGACAAGAAGUAAAGGGAAUUCAAUUAAAAAAACUGUAAAUGUUUUGUGUGACUAAUUUAUUUUGCGACUGUGAAAGAGCACAUUGUUUGCUUGUAGUUUGCCUGCUGCCUUUAAGACUUACUAAUGUAACUAUAGACAGUUCUAGUGUUAUUAUAGGAUUUCUGUAAUAAUACUGAGAUUAUACUUGAAUUGUGUAGUAGCUUAACUGAAUGCAUAACGGUAGACAAAAUGACCAUAAUAAUGACUGUAUUUGUAACGUAAAAGCUUCAUGAAGGAAUGUGUGUAGAUGCACUUCUUGCAGGAUUUGUGUUCUUGUUAAGCUGAAAGAUGGUGCAUCAUAAAGCAAAUGCACUUUAGAAAUGAGUUGUUAUUGUGCACUAUGUAUGAUGUAUGUGAUGUUAUUCCUAUGAGCCAUAAACUAUAA